AUGGACUUGACUAAUGAGUUUGGCUUCAUGGCAAUUGCAACUUUUGUUGCAUUUAGAGCUCUCAAGAAUGGUGAGACACCAGUGGCAUGCAUAUUUGUUCAUGAGCCAACAAACACCAUCCUAAGUUUCGGGUGCAACGACACAAACAGAUCUCUCAAUGGUACGAUGCAUGCCGAGUUUGUCGCCAUUGAAAAGAUUUUUCAAGGAUUUAAUCUAUACAAGAAAGGAAGAGGAGAAAUCAUUGAUUUUUUUAUGGAAGUGACCCUUUAUGUAACCGUGGAGCCGUGUGUGAUGUGUGCACUGGCUAUUAAACAGUUGGGUAUCAAGCGAGUGUAUUUUGGUGCAGCCAAUGAUAGGUUCGGUGGUAAUGGCACGGUUAUCAAAGUUCAAGAAAAUGACAGCUACAGCAGCUGUGGUGGGAUAAUGAGAGUCGAGGCUGUCCAAUUACUUCGAAACUUCUACAUUCAAGAGAACAACACUGCACCAGUUCCAAAGGUAAAGAAAAACAAAGAAAUCGACGGGAAAAGCUUUCCUCCAAACUUGGACUUCAGGAAAUAUCUAACAGAGGAAAUGUUUGAUCAGAUUUAUGGAGAGGUUCGCCGGGAAGAGUUUUUCAGACACCCGAACCCAAAUCGAGAAAUAACUCCAACAAUAGCCAAGGGAUACGAAUUACUGGAUUUACUUUCCGAGGAAAAGAUAUUGAAUAUUCCAAAUCUUUCUGAUUUAUAUCCAUUGCAUGAUAUGGAUGUUGUUAAAGACAUUAUGGAACUUAACUUACUAUUGCCGAGAAUUGAAGAUGAUGGUAUUGUGAAAUGGAGAAGUUGA
Messenger RNA from Sungouiella intermedia, 825 nucleotides. The record is from the annotation of a GenBank genome assembly. NCBI's taxonomy places the organism in Eukaryota, Fungi, Ascomycota, Pichiomycetes, Serinales, Metschnikowiaceae.